Molecule: messenger RNA, 1116 nt
Organism: Prunus armeniaca (apricot)
Lineage: Eukaryota; Viridiplantae; Streptophyta; Magnoliopsida; Rosales; Rosaceae
Source: the annotation of a GenBank genome assembly
AUGUGCGGGGACGCAAGGAACUGGGACGAAGAAUCAUACAGAGAAACCAUAUUGAAGGAAAGGGAGAUCCAAACCCGAACCGUAUUCCGAACCGUUUGGGCUCCAUCCCUUAACCCUAACCCCGAAGCCAUCCUCGUCGCCUCCAGCGAUGGAUCGGUUUCUUCAUACUCCAUCCCCUCCCUCGUAUCCAAGCCCCCACUGGGUUUUAGCAAUGCGAAAGCUCCACACUCGUUAAUGGCUGAACCCGCUUGCUUCCUUCAAGCUCACGAAGGCCCUGCAUACGAUGUUAAGUUUUACGGCCAUGGCGAGGAUGCUGUUUUGCUGAGUUGUGGUGACGAUGGUCGGAUUCGAGGAUGGAAGUGGAAGGAUUGUGUAGAAGCAGAGGCGCCUAUUCAUUUGCAAGGAAACCAUGUGAAGCCACUACUUGACCUGGUGAAUCCGCAGCAUAAAGGUCCUUGGGGGGCUUUAUCUCCAAUCCCUGAAAACAAUGCUCUUGCCGUUAAUGAUCAGGGGGGAUCCAUUUUUUCUGCUGCUGGUGAUUCUUGUGUCUAUUGCUGGGAUGUGGAAAGUGGUCAAGUCAAAAUGACUUUUAAGGGGCACUCAGACUACUUGCAUUCUAUAGUUGCCCGGAACUCUACCAAUCAGAUCAUAACAGGUUCAGAGGAUGGGACAGCACGUAUAUGGGAUUGCAAAAGUGGAAAGUGUGUUCAAGUGUAUGAGCCAGCAAAGGGUACUAAAUUGAAAGGAUUUUUUUCCUGCGUAAGUUGCAUGGCUCUUGAUGCAAGUGAAAGCUGGUUGGCUUGUGGUAGUGGUCGGAGUUUAUCAGUUUGGAAUCUUCCUGCUUCUGAAUGCAUUUCAAGGACUUCAACUCGUGCAUCUGUACAGGAUGUAGUAUUCGACGAAAAUCAAGUAUUUGCAGUUGGAGCAGAACCUCUACUUUGCCGUUAUGACAUAAACGGGGCGAUCCUUUCACAAAUGCAAUGUGCUCCUCAGUCAGCCUUUUCCGUCUCAUUACAUGCAUCUGGGGUUACAGCAGUAGGAGGUUACGGAGGUCUUGUUGACAUUAUUUCGCACUUCGGAAGUCACUUGUGCACAUUCAUCUGCCGAUGUGUUUAG